AUGGAAAAAUCUGAAGUAGACCUAGAAUCUGCAGCAAACCACCAAGGCGAAUCCAAUGUGGAACUGCUUCUGGAUGAUCCCGCUGCCCGGCCUGCCUGGGGAUCCAAGGUCCAAUAUAUCCUAGCCCAAGUUGGUUUUUCUGUGGGGCUUGGCAACGUUUGGCGGUUCCCCUACCUCUGCCAUCAAAAUGGGGGAGGAGCUUUCCUGCUGUUGUAUUUGCUGCUCCUCAUCGUCAUUGGGAUCCCGCUUUUGUUCCUGGAGCUGGCGGCCGGACAGAUUAUCCGCCGGGGAAGCACUGGGGUCUGGAAGCACAUCAGCCCCCGCCUAAUAGGCUUCGGCUUUGUCAGCUGCAUGAUAUGUGCCUUUGUCUCACUGUAUUAUAACGUCAUAAUUGCAUGGAGCCUUUACUACCUGGGCAAAUCCUUCCAGUUUCCCUUGCCCUGGGAAAGUUGCCCAGAAGUCUCCAACCAAAUGGAAGAAGAAAUGGAGUGUACCCAGAGUUCUCCCACCACCUACUUCUGGUACCGUAACACCCUGAAUGUGACUGGCUCAAUCGAGGAGAGUGGAGGCUUCAACCCAGCUCUUGUCAGCUGCCUCUUCGCCGCUUGGGCCAUGGUGUGUCUGGCCAUGAUCAAAGGCAUCAAAUCCUCUGGAAAGGUUCUGUAUUUCACUGCGCUGUUCCCCUACGUGGUUCUCUUUUGCUUCCUCGUGCGGGCACUGCUGCUAGAAGGAGCAAUGGAUGGAAUCAAGAUCAUGUUCACGCCCAAGCUGUCCAUCUGGGGCGACAUUCAGGUUUGGUACCAAGCGGCCACCCAGGUGUUCUUUGCGCUAGGACUGGGCUUCGGCACCAUCAUCGCCUACUCCAGCUACAACCCGCGAGACAACAACUGCCACAUCGACGGGCUGCUGGUCUCCAUUAUCAACUUCCUCACCUCGGUGCUGGCCAUGCUGGUUGUGUUUGCUGUACUGGGCAUCCGUGCCAACAUCAUCGCACAAGCUUGCGUGGAAAGCAAAAUAGACCUCCUGCGUCAUCUGCAGUUCAAUGGCUCUCUCGCCACUGAACCCCUUCCCGCUGGGAAUGUCUCGACUGCUCAGUACAGCGCCUGGUAUCAAGGGCUCCCAAAUGAGACGGAGAAGUGGUUGCUGGAGUUGGGGAUCGGGGACUGUCGUGUGGAGGACGAGAUGAACAAGGGUGUGGAAGGCACAGGCCUGGCGUUCAUCGUUUUCACCGAGGCCAUGACCCUCUUCCCUCUGGCCCCCUUCUGGUCCGUGCUGUUCUUUUUCAUGCUGCUGAACUUAGGGCUGAGCUCCAUGCUCAGAAACAUGCAAGGGAUGAUCACUCCUUUGGUAGACAACUUCCAGAGCCUCCACAAGCGACGGACCCUCUUCACAGUGCUGUGUUGUGUAGUUGGAUUCCUCUUGGGCCUGCUUUUUGUUCAGCGCUCGGGAAGCUACUUCGUGGCCAUGUUUGAUUCCUACUCCGCCACUUUGCCCCUCCUGAUUGUCGUGGCCGGGGAAGCUUUUGCCGUGGCCUGGAUCUAUGGGGCCGACAAGUUCUUGGACGACAUAGAACCAGCCGUGCUGGACUGGCGGCCGUGGCGCAUCUACAGCUACAUGUGGCGCUUCGUUAGCCUGGCAUCGAUGUUGUGCCUGCUGCUGGCAAGCCUGGUGCGCCUGUGUUUGAGUCGCCCGACCUACCAGGCCUGGAACAAGAAAGAGGCAGAUAAGCAGCAACUGGAGUACCCGCCCUGGGCUCUGGGCCUUCUCAUAAGCCUCAUUGUUGUGGCCGCCCUUCCCAUCCCGAUCAUGUUUGUCCGGCAGUUAUUGAUAGAAUGGUUGGCGCAGCGAGACGGCAAGUCUGCUCUGGAAGCAGCAUCUCUCCCCCCUGAGGAAGAAGAUGAAGAGGAAGAAAGAGAGAGCCCAGCUGAUCCCGAUCACCAAAGUAAUGGGUACCUGCCUGUUCAGACAGAAGACAGGCAGGACCUCUAGCUGGGAUGUACCCUAUACUGAACGCAACCCA
Molecule: messenger RNA, 2020 nt
Organism: Euleptes europaea (tarantolino)
Lineage: Eukaryota; Metazoa; Chordata; Lepidosauria; Squamata; Sphaerodactylidae
Product: sodium-dependent neutral amino acid transporter B(0)AT2-like
Biological process (GO): sodium ion transmembrane transport
Cellular component (GO): membrane
Source: RefSeq, a predicted model, not a curated record